Molecule: messenger RNA, 2234 nt
Organism: Oreochromis aureus
Lineage: Eukaryota; Metazoa; Chordata; Actinopteri; Cichliformes; Cichlidae
Product: zinc finger protein basonuclin-2
Exons: 7
Coding region: 1-2112 (703 amino acids)
Biological process (GO): regulation of DNA-templated transcription
Cellular component (GO): nucleus
Source: RefSeq, a predicted model, not a curated record
AUGACUCCAGACCCAGAGGAGUCCAUCGGGUGCACUUUGUCCUGCUGCAGCUGUGUGUGUUUCAGACCAGGAAGUGUACAGCUCAGAUCAUGUGAUUGCUGUGGACACGGCUGGGUGGCACAUGCACUGGAGAAGCUCCAGGCCCAGCCUCAAUCCAGCUGCAGCCCAGUAGAGGUGGCUCUUCCUGGGGUGGUGUUCGACCUGAGCUCCCUGGUCUUGUACGGAGCUCAGGCCAUUCCUGUUCGACUCAAGGUAUUGCUGGACCGCCUCUACAGCAUCCUGAGCCCAGAGCAGGUCGGACACAUACUGCACACCUUGGGCUGGAAUUUGGGGGAUUAUGUUAGAGGGUACAUGUUGCAGUUUCCAAAUGGAAAAGUGUUGGAUCGCUGGUUUAUGGUCACUCCAGAAGAAGAAUUGCUCAUCUUCAAACAGUUCCUUCGCUUUGGAGAGACGCGACCCAUAGUUGAGUUGAUGCUUCAGACUGCAGACGGUGCUGAAAUCCUCUCUGAUCCUGAUCUGACACCCACACACAGGAGCUGCCAAUCAAGCAUGAAUGAAGGAACGGUGAUGAUGUUAAGGAGCUCAAGAGGAGAUCCACAACGGGUGACCAGUGUCUGUCAUUUUGAAAAAAGCAGUCCUGCUGACCACAACAAUAAUGUCCGCCAUUUUGAAAAGUUUGCUGGUGGACUUUCUUUUCUGCUGCCAUUCCAUUUUCCAAGCUCGGCCUUCCACUGUUUGGUUCCUCCCACUAAGGAGCUUGUUCCUCCCAGUAAGCUGACACAGUUUCUACGAAAGUCCCAUGAUAGCAAAUUGGUUGAGAAGCACAAGCAAGAAGGAGGAAGACGAGGAGAAGAGACUGAUCCAAUCUUACAUCAGUGUAAAGGAGAACUGGCUGUAAAAGUCAAAGCAGACCCCGACAAGCCAAGCCCGCCUCGCUCACUGUGGUAUCCCUCCUUCCACAGUGACCAGGACUAUGACCUUCAGAGGGCAACAGCCAAACACAAGAGUGCCUUUUCACUUUCUCCUACCUUAAAUUCCUCGACAAUCAUUUCUUCCUCUUCAAUCUAUUCACCUAUCUCCCCCGCUUCAUCCUCACCUUUGAAGAUUUCUCAGAAGGUGCCAGGUUCCCAUUCUUCUUCUCUACAUCCUCUCCCAUCCUUCUCCUCCUCUUUCCUUUGUCCUCUUCCCACCGCUUCACUUUCUUCCUCCCUGCAUCCUCCCCCAUCCUCAUCUACCACCCUCCACCCACUCCCCUCCACCCUCUGCUCUGUCCCUUCAUCUGCUGCAGGAGGUCGGAAAGGGAGGGUCUGCUGUGGCGUUUGUGGGAAAAGCUUCUAUGACAAAGGAACACUGAAGAUCCACUACAACGCCGUCCAUCUGAAGAUCAAACAUCGCUGUACAGUGGCAGGCUGCACCAUGGUCUUCAGCUCGCUCCGUAGUCGAAACCGACAUAGUGCCAACCCAAACCCACGACUACACACAAGCGGCAGCAGAGACACCUACAGAAGCUUACACUCUGACCACACAAGUGAUACACAGAUACUUGGAUCUAAACAGCCUCGCAAAAACACACAGGACAGUCACAUAUAUGUGUACAGGGAAAAGGAAAACGCCACCAUGUUUUGGAAACAUACUAAUGAUUCACAGGCACAUGCGCACACUGUGGGGAGUGGAUUAAAUGGUCACAAAAGCCUCCAACAUUGCUAUCUCCAGAGCAUGCCGCAUCACGCUGACUCAACUCCUUCUUCUUCCCCUCCUCAAUCCCAGAACCAGCACACCAAUGCCACCUUCACCCUAAAUAACCCCCAGGUCUUGCCUCCACUUCCGUCCCACCUCCAUUCAGUUCAUACUGCUUCUUCUCUAGGUUCCCCUCCCUCUCUUAUCCCUGCAGUCAGUUCUACAGCAGACAAACUCAAAUGCCCCCUUCUGACUAACAAUGAUCCACCAAGUUGUGACACUCAGGCAGCAUCACAUUACUGUGAAGGAAAUCAGUGGCAACUCGAGUCAGUUAGCUGCAUGCCAAAGAAGAAGCCCAGGAAGUCAAGCAUGCCAGUGAAAAUAGAAAGAGAGAUGGUGGAGUGGAGGAGAAACGAGAAUGAAGAGGAGUACUGAAGAGCCACAGAGUUGCUGUUAAACUUUACAUUCAGAAGUAAACUCUUUUUUAAAAGAGUAAAUCCAGAAUAAACAAAAGCAGUGUGAUAACAAUGGUAAUUUCUUGUCUCUGAGUUACUGUA